Lolium rigidum is the source of this 1380-nucleotide messenger RNA. Its product is annotated as NAC domain-containing protein 26-like. Gene Ontology annotation, biological process: regulation of DNA-templated transcription. Bases 1 to 1380 code for a protein of 459 amino acids. Gene Ontology annotation, molecular function: DNA binding. The transcript has a single exon. Lineage: Eukaryota; Viridiplantae; Streptophyta; Magnoliopsida; Poales; Poaceae. The record is from RefSeq and is a predicted model, not a curated record.
AUGGCCAAGAAGGACGGAAAAGCAGUAACCAAGAAACGAUCCUACGCCGCCGCCAACGCCAGCGGCAGCGGCAGCUCCCUGGCCAUGGCGGUGAUGCCUCCGCCGCACGGCGCGAACCACAUUCAGCUGCCGCCGCCGCUCCCUCCUGGCGUCUACUUCAGCCCGACGCGGGAGGAGUGCCUGGGAUUCCUCAACCGGUCGAUCGCCGGCGACAACGAGCUGGCCGACGCGAGGGGCUACAUCUUCAGGGCCAACCUCUACGGCGAGAGCCCCGACGCGCUGCGCCGCCGGCACCCGCCGGCGAGCAUCCGCGGCCGGAGCGAGGACGUGUGGUGGUUCCUGAGCCAGACGCGGUUCCAGAGCCAGACCGUGGGCGGGGGCGCCUCCAAGCGCGCCGACCGCCAAGUCAAGACCGGCGGGUUCUGGCGGCUGGAGCAGGGCAAGGAGGAACUGAAGAAGAGCAAGAAGCGCAUGGAGGAGGAGGAGGACGAGGAGGAUGCCGACGGCGUCAAGAACAGCUUCGGCUUCUACGUCGGGAAAUCCAAGAAGGACGACAAGACGCCGUGGCUCAUGCAGGAGUUCACCAGCGCCAACGACGACGGCACCGGCAAGCUUGGCAUGCCCGCGCUCUACAGGGUCUACGUCUCGCCGCGCGCCGGCGACGACCGGCUGAGGGAAGUCUUUGGGGAGGACGGCGCGAAGAAAGAGCCCGAUGGGAAGACCAAGAGGCCUGCCCGAGUCAUGGUCCCCCAGGAGUAUUUCGACCGCAUCGCCGCGCUGCUGCCGGAGGGGAGUGUCCGUGGUGUCGUCCAAGAGCACAUACAGGCGCCGCCUCCGGUGACGCCGGUGGGUCUUCCCAAUUUCCACGGCCAGCACGGGCACUAUCUUGGUCAGUACUACAAUCAGCAGCAAGGGCAGUAUCUUGGUCAGUACAAACAGCAGCAAGGGCAGUAUCUUGGCAAGUACGAGCAACAAGAGGGGUCGUUCUCGGGUCCGAGUGAUUACUACGGCCAGCACGGGCAGUAUCUUGGUCAGCUCGAGCAGCAGCAAUGGCAGUAUCUUGCUCAGUACCAGCAACAACAGGAGCCGCCGUUGUCAGUGGUCGCUCCGCCGCCUGCAUCACUGGGCCUCCUUGGUGAGAUCAAGGCGGAGGCGCCGUCGGAAAAUCUGAGCAUGCCCAUGGUCGCUCCGCCUGCAUCACCGGGCCUCCUUGGUGAGCUCAAGGCGGAGGCGCCGUCGGAUAAUCUGAGCAUGCCCAUGGACGAAUUCCUGAGUAUGAUCAACGAGCAGCCGGAGGUGGCGGUUAAGGGGGAAGAACAGAUUUGGGAAUCUUUGCCUGAUAUACUUGAUGCUGACGAAGUCGCCAAGUUCAGCAAGUAG